UGGGGGUCACAUCGCUCCUUCCCAACUUGCAUUCGCACCCGGUAACAGACUGGGACGACCUAAAUGUAUGAUGUUAGCCGCGAUCAUUGCCCUUGUUGGAGCGGUGGUCCAAGCAAGCACAUUUUCUCUAGGACAGUCUAUCGCAGGUAGAAUAAUAUCAGGCUUUGGAGUUGGCAUCUUCACAGGUACAGUGCCAAUGUAUGUCAGUGAAACAGCGGAUGCCCGCCACAAAGGUAGUCUCGUCUUGCUCGAGGGCGUCUUCGCUCUUAGUGGCAUUGCCCUGGCUGCUUGGAUCAAUUUUGGAAUCUAUCAUGCAAGCGGUUCCGUCACGUUCAGAUUCCCUCUAGCUUUUCAGCUCUUGUUUAUUCUGGUUCUCCUUGCGUGCUGCCCAUUUCUUCCUGAGUCCCCAAGAUGGUUGGUGCUGCAGCAACGUAACGAAGAGGCGGCCGUCAUCUUGUCCAGGUUGAUGGACCGAGAUGUCGACUCGCCCGAGGUCACUCUUGAAGUCAACAACAUAUUCGCUGCGAUACAGCUCGAUCAAGGUCACAGAAAUAAGUAUUCUCACAAUCCAUUCUCGAUGAACAAGAACCGACACUUGCACCGGACGCUUCUGGCAUGUGGAAUGACGACCUUGACACAAUUGACAGGCAUCAACGUGAUCCCGUUCUAUUCGAGUAUCAUCCUUGAAGGUACUCUGCAUUACUCGCCUACAGUGGCGAGGAUCUUGUCCGGAUGUCUUAAUAUAACCUUAGCACUGGGUGGUCUGACUGCCAUCUUUGUGGUGGAAAGAGUUGGCAGGCGCAAAUUGAUGCUUGCCUCGACCUUUGGCAUGGUAGUCUGUCAGGCGGCUGUAGCUGGGCUAUCCUCGGACCUAUCAAAUCCAACUUCAGGACAGGCAGCAUUGUUCUUCUACUUUGCUGCACUGUACAUCCUUCCCGUCGGCAUGUUCAUCAUCCCAUUCAUGUAUGCAUCCGAAAUCUCGCCUUUGGGUAUACGGUACCAAGUCGCCGGCAUGGCAGCAGCUUCAAGUUGGUUGUUCAAUUUCAUGGUCGCCGAGGUCACUCCCAUUGCGAUCGAUCAGAUUCACUGGGAGUACUAUCUCGUGUUUGCGUCUUGCAGCACGGUGGGCUGUUUUGCAAUCUACUUCCUCGUACCCGAGACUCAGGGACGUACACUGGAGGAAAUUGAUCUGAUCUUCCUAAAAUCCAACUCAAUCUUCGACAUGGUGCGUGUGGCUAGGGAGUUUCAUGCGGAUCCUGAUCACUUUGAACUUGAGCCAGACGACAAGAGUGGAGCUCAAGUGGCUUAUGAGGAGCGAUUG
Molecule: messenger RNA, 1321 nt
Organism: Aureobasidium musti
Lineage: Eukaryota; Fungi; Ascomycota; Dothideomycetes; Dothideales; Saccotheciaceae
Source: the annotation of a GenBank genome assembly